Messenger RNA from Tetrahymena thermophila SB210, 633 nucleotides. RefSeq lists its product as hypothetical. The record is from RefSeq and is a predicted model, not a curated record. NCBI's taxonomy places the organism in Eukaryota, Ciliophora, Oligohymenophorea, Hymenostomatida, Tetrahymenidae. The transcript has a single exon. The annotation marks the transcript as partial.
UUAGCAAAAAUAUUUAAGUAGUAAAGCUACUAAACCAUGAAACUGUGCUGUGUUAUAUUAAAUUUUUCUCUUGCUUUGUAAUUACUGAGAGCUUCGACAUAUUUUGAGAUAUGUGUGAAUACCAAAAAAUCGCUUUGUCCUGACAAUGAUGACAAUUGCAUCCAUUAAGAAUCACUUCUUUAUGAUUGUUCAAUAAAGUGUAUUUCUUAAUAUAUUUCUAAUUCCGAUUAGAUUGGGUGUUUCUAAUAAAAAUGUGCUCAUGAAGCUACUCUCUAGACAACUUUCGAUUAUUAAAGGCUCAUUUCAUAUUGUGCCAUGAAAGAGGACUUUAAAAAUAAGUCAAACUAAUUUAAAAAUCUUUAUAUUUGCUAAUAUGCGCAAAUAUCACCUUGCGAUAAUAAAAAUUCUACUUGUGUUAAUAUGAUUACUGAUAUAAAAAGUUGCUUUAAAAGUUGCUUAGAUAAUGACAAUACAUCUAAUUCCUAUGAUUGUGUAUAAAAAAAUUGUACAUCAAAUGAAAAAAUUAUUUAAGGUUAUGUUGAUCAAAUAUUAUAAUGCUCAAUCUCUACUAUUUUGUAGAUAAUUACAAAAUAAUUAUUUUUUGUUUAUAUGUUUAUUUAUUUAUUUUAAUGA